Messenger RNA from Astrephomene gubernaculifera, 4285 nucleotides. The record is from the annotation of a GenBank genome assembly. Lineage: Eukaryota; Viridiplantae; Chlorophyta; Chlorophyceae; Chlamydomonadales; Astrephomenaceae.
GUAGAAUGUUCAUAAGCGCGUUAGCAAACAGCUUAAUCAUAAACACUGCAAUCGUUGCAUAAGCUGCCCAGACCUAGACUGAUGCCAACCAUGGCUGAGUAGUUUGUUAAUACGACCAAUGGCCGAACCUUGUUUGUCCUUGACCAAGCACACCUGUAGACAAGCAGCUAUUGCCCCCUGUCGAAGACACCAAAGACGAAGAUGGACUUGGACUUGUUGGGCUGUCGCCGUGAGCCAACCACGCGCAAAGGCGCUCGCGGAAGGGCAACUGCAGCGGAGAUGGCAGCCAUGGUGGACUCCGGGGGAAAGCCUCCGCGUCGCGAACAGCACCUAAGGCCUGAGCAGAUAGAGGCGCUGCGUCUGAAGCGUGAGCCCAAGGACCUGUCCGUCACGUGUCUCGACCAGGAGGACGAGGAGGGCAACGUGGAGUACAAGUUCCGCAUCAAGGACCCGCACCCCAUGCGCCUGCAGCAGCUGAUCACGCAAAUGAAGUUCCGCCUGUCGGAGGGCAACGGGGAGUGCUUCUACUACAUCGGCGUGGAGGAUAACGGCUACCCCAAGGGCCUGGAGCCGCAGGACCUCGCUGCCUCCAUCGCCACCCUGCAACACAUGGCAUCCUCCCUGGGCUCAGCGGUCACCCUGAUCUCCUACCUGCCGGCCGCUUGGGGCCGCAAGGCAGCACUGAUGCGAGUAGCCAGCAGCGCCGCGCAGGAGGCGUGCCACACCGACCUGCGGAUCGUGGUGGCGGGCAGCGUGGACGCCGGGAAGAGCACGCUGGUGGCAGUAUUGACCCACGGGUCAGGCGGACGGCCGUUACUGGACAAUGGCCGUGGCCUGGCGCGCAUGAAUGUGUUCCGGCACAAGCAUGAGAUGCAGAGCGGCCGUACCUCCAGCAUCUGUCACCAGCUGUUGGGGUACGACGUGGAGGGACGAGUCAUCAACUACUCAUCGCCGGCGUCUUCACCCCUGACCCCCGCUGAGAUCACCUCCGCCGCCUGCAAGGUGCUCACCUUCCUGGACAUGGGCGGCCACGAGAAGUACCUCAAGACGGCGCUGUACGGCAUGACGGCGCUGCUGCCGCACUACGGGCUGCUGGCCGUGUGCGCGGUGGGCGGGCUGGGGCGCAUCGCGCGGGAGCACCUGGCGGUGGCGGUGGCGCUGGAGGUGCCGGUGGCGGUGGUGGUCACAAAGGUUGAGCUGGUGUGUGCUGAGCGGCUUGCUGCGGUGGUGGGCGAGGUGCGGCAGCUGGUGGCGCUCACACUGCGCCACGAGAGCGCCGCAGCAGCGGAGCAGCAGCAGGGGGCAGCGGGGGCGGGAGCAGGGGCCGCAAGCAGCGAGCAGCGGGUGGAGGACGCCUCUCCACUGGUCACCUCCGAGGCCGAGGCCCUGUGCAGCGCCCGCGUCCUGUGUGAGCUGCAUGCGGACUCGCUGGCCUCACCCACCGCACGGGGCGCCCUGCGCGUGCACAUGCCCAUCUUCCCCGUGUCAGCCGUCACGGGGGCGGGACUGCCCGUGCUGCACGCCUUCCUCAACGCACUGCAACCGGGCACGGCACCGCUGAAGGGCGCGGGCAGCGGCCCGCUGUCGGCUGCUGCGACGUCCGCGGGUGCUGCAGCUGAUGGCGGGUGCUGCUGCGGGCGCAGCAGCAGCGGCGGUGGUGCUGCAGGUUCUGCAGGCGGCAGCAGCCCACGUGGUGUGGACCGCUCCUCCUUCACCUCUGCUUCCUCCUUCUGCAUGAAAGCACCCGAGGCGGCGGCGGUCUUGGCUGCUGCUGCUGAGGAGGAGGAGCUUCCCAAUCCGCCCGGCUGGAGCGCCGCUCCGCAUCCCCAACAACAACAACAGUUGCUGUACGGUCCCGCCGUCGUCGCAGUAGCAGCCUCCGCCACCACAGCAGACGCACCCACAACAGCAUCCAGAGCAACGAUUGCAGCAGCGACGGCGAUAGCGGCAGUGGAGGUACCGGCAGAAGCCCAGGCGGUUCACUUCCAAGUGGAUGGCACGUUUGAGGUGGAGGGUGUGGGCUCCGUGGUGAGCGGCACGCUGGUGAGCGGCAUGGUGCGGCUGGGGCAGCAGCUGGUGCUGGGGCCCACUGGCGCCGCGGGGGACUUUGUACGGGUGGUGGUACGGCAGCUGCAGCGCUCGCAUGUGCAGGUGCAGCAGGUGCGGGCGGGGCAGACGUGCACCAUUGCCAUCAGCCCCGCGGCAGUGGAGGCGGAGGAGGCGGGGACGGGGUGUGUCGGCAGGGGCGUGAGUGGAGGAACGGAGACGGUGCAGCUGCCGCUGGGGAGAUCGCCAAGCGUGGUGGUGCCGGGUGCGGGCGGGGCAACUGCUGCCCUGGUCUCCAAUACCUUCAACGGCGGCGCUGGAGGGAGAGGGAUGGAGGCACCGGCCGGUGAUUUCGAUGAUGCCCUGGCUGCGGCGCAAAGUGCGUUGGAGCUCUGCCUGACCGGGGGCAGCAGCGACGUGGAAGACGGCGGCACCAGCGGCAUGGGAUGCGGUGCGGAUGACGACCUGUUUGGGUUCGAUGCCGCCGCCAGCGAUGUCCCAUCUCCGCCACAGCCUGCGUCAGCAGCUCGCUGUGCCUCCGCCGCAGCCGCGCUGCAGAUCCCCCGCCAGCCCUCCGCUGCAGCCGCCACCACCGCUCCCUCCUCCUCCUCCUCUUCCCGUCCACUGCACUCCACCACCAGCUUCUGCGCUGACACGGCAACACCGGCGGCUGCGGCGGCUGGUUGGCCGGCUGGCUCCAGGUCCGCAGCUGGGUCGGGGCCCCUGUCCAUGUCGGCCCCCACACGCAGCAUGUCUGUGGGCGAAGGCCUGUCGCGGAAGGGUGCAGGCGCGGGUGCUGCUGCUGGCGCCGGUGGCUCUUCUUGGAGCCCCUUUGGCGCCAUGACCCCACCGCGCAAGGGCGCUGUGCUGCUGGAGCCGGCGCUGCAGCCCCGGACCAGCUGGACCUUCGAGGCGGUGUUGAUCCUGCUGGGGGGCCACUGGCCACCUAGGGGGCUGCUGUCGGGCAGGUGGCCGCCAGCCGGAGUGGAUGAGGUGGGGGCGCCGCCUCACCCCGAAGGCCGCGGGCUGCCACCGCCACCCCAGGCAUCCGGGGCAGUGUUAGAGGGAGGAGGAGGCGGCUUGCAAGCGAACGGCAAGACGGUGGGUGCAGGAACCGCCGCCGCAGUGGCGACAGCAGCUCGGCGACAGCAGCGCCGUCAGCGGCGGCAGCGCUCGGCUGCUGGCAGCGGCGGCACGUACGUGACGGUGGUGCACUGCGGGAGUGUACGUCAGCCGGCGCAUGUGCUGAUGAUGCAGGAGCUCUUCGAAGAGGAGGAGGACCUGCGACAGGAGCAGGAGCAGCAGCUGUGGCCGCAAGGGCAAGAAGGCGAGGAGGCCCAUGGCGGCCCUGCUGGAGUCGUCCAGAGGGUCACCACCGGCACCGCCAACUCCUCCUUCUCCGAGUUGCGAGUCUCUGCAAGCACUCGUGCAGCCGCGGCCCUGUUGCAGAGCGCCCGGAACGACCAAGGCGCCCACGACCCGCAGCAACAGCACCGGAAGCAUUCAGGUGCUCCUCUGCUGGCCGCGAAUGUUGCUACUAGCGGUGUUAAUGGCAGCAGCAGCGGCAAUGGCGCCACCCGGACGUCGUUACCCGCUGCUGGGUCGCCUGCGUCAACACAGCACCCGCAUGCCUCGGAGCAGGACCUGGGCUGCCUGGUGCGGGUGGUGCUGCGGUGGCAGCACCGACCCGAGUGGCUGCGGGAGGGAGCCAAGCUGCUGCUGAGGGACCGCUGCGACGGGAGGGUGGCGGGCGCGGGGUUUGUGCGGAGGGUGCUGCUGUGAGGAGGGGUGGCGCCGGGAAGGACUGCAUGUGUUUCAGAACUGAUGAUCUGUUGUGAAGAAAUAGCCGAGUGGUGUGUGAAGCUCAUGCGGCCGUGUACAUCUUAGGACCAUUUUCGGGACCGUCUGGGUUUGGUUGUGAACGGCAAUGAAGACCCUGCUGUACUUCUUUCAUUGGCGUGCUGUCCUUUCGCCGCUUUUCAAGGCGUCCAGAGAUGGGGGCCAGCUCCUUUGGCAGCAGCCGCUUUGUAGUUUAGUGACACGAGCAUUAGCCGCGCAGACGCGCCGAUUGUAUACACUAUAGACCUACAUGUUAAGGGCCAGUUGGAUGUUGAUGGGAGUGCCAGGUAAGACUCCGCUAUGCCGUUCUCUUUAGAUCUGCCGCGCCUUUACCCGCUUUUGCGCUGCGGCAUUCAUUUUACCGCUUUACGUAUCCUUGCGCUGCGCUUACGGACACGGG